Molecule: messenger RNA, 2554 nt
Organism: Myotis davidii
Lineage: Eukaryota; Metazoa; Chordata; Mammalia; Chiroptera; Vespertilionidae
Gene: B3GNTL1
Product: UDP-GlcNAc:betaGal beta-1,3-N-acetylglucosaminyltransferase-like 1
Exons: 13
Coding region: 20-1222 (400 amino acids)
Source: RefSeq, a predicted model, not a curated record
GCGUCCGGAGGAGGAGGCCAUGCGGGCUCAAGUGUCUGUGAUCCUCCCCGUCCACAAUGCGGAGCCCUGGUUGGACGAGUGCUUGAGGUCUGUUUUGCAGCAGGACUUCGAAGGCUCCAUGGAGCUCUCGGUUUUUAAUGAUGCCAGUAAGGACAAGUCUAUGGCUAUCAUUGAAAAAUGGAAAGUGAAGCUAGAAGAUUCCGGUAUCCUCGUAGUCAUUGGAGGGCACGAUUCUCCUUCUCCCAGAGGAGUCGGAUAUUCUAAAAACCAAGCAAUAGCACAGAGCUCAGGGUCUUACCUGUGCUUUUUGGAUUCGGACGAUGUGAUGAUGCCGCAGAGGGUGAGGCUGCAGCUCGAAGCCGCCGUCCGGCACCCAACAAGCAUCAUAGGCUGCCGAGUGAGGAGAGAGCCACCCAACUCCACGGAGCGCUACACGCGCUGGAUCAACCAGCUGGCGCCUGGGCAGCUGCUCACGCAGGUCUUCACCUCCAAUGGCCCAACUGUGGUCAUGCCCACCUGGUUCUGCUCGCGAGCAUGGUUUUCUCACGUGGGCCCGUUUGACGAGGGCGGGCAGGGCGUGCCCGAGGACCUGCUGCUCUUCUACAACCACCUCAGGAAGGGCGGCGGCGUCAGACGGGUGGACCAGAGCCUGCUCCUCUACCGCUACCACCCCAGCGCGGCCACGCACUCCGUGCUUGAGUGUGGCCCUCGGUUCCUCACCAUCGUGCUGCUGCUCACUUUUGGGGACUCCAGACCGGUCAGUCGGGGCCCCUCUGCACACCAAGAGCGUGAGGCAGGGACCCGCACUCGCGUUUCUGGAAGCCGAGCCGACUGUCCUUUCCCUGGAAGGUGUGGGACCCUCUGUCCUGGGAGGUGUGCUGUCCACUUACACAAAGUUCUGGAAGUGCUCAUCUGUGGGUUUGGGGAAACGAGUGCACUGGCCCCUGUGCUGCCCUGCCUUCGGCUGUCCAAGGCUGGCGUCCUAUGUCCUCCCCAGGUGGUUGCCUUCUGCGACGUAGACGAGAACAAGAUCAAGAAGGGCUUUUACUGCUACGAGGACUCUCAGGAAAAGCCCAAGCCCCGGGUGCCCAUCCUGCACUUCCGAGCCGCCCGCCCGCCCUUCGUCAUCUGCGUGAAGCUGGACCUGACUGGGGGUGCAUUUGAGGACAACCUGAGGUCGCUGCACCUGCAGGAGGGCCAGGACUUCCUUCACUUCAGCUGACAGGCCACAGCAGCCAUCGAGUCCUGCAGGUGACAAGGGAUCGGGGGCCGUCGGGAAGGACAGCCAUGUGGCCGUGUGGGAAUGGCAGACCCCGCGUGGGGGGCAGGGUCAGGAGGCCUUCACCUGGCAGGGGGGGCAGGAGGGGUGUGUUCUGAUUGGGUGGGGUCCACACCCUCCCCGGGCACCUGACACGUGCCCACACACCAUGGCCUCUUCUGAGAACAUUCGCCACGUGAAGUGCCUGGGUGUGGGCACUGCCAUCUGGCGCCAUCUGGGUGGACUGCGCUCACCCGUCAAAGUGAGCACCCUGGGGUGCAGCUGCUGCGCUUGACCUCAGGAGACGGUGGGAGUCAGACCACCCGGCGAGAACAGCUGUGCUCAGCGCCCAGUGGUGGGGCAUCGGCAGCAGAGGGCAAGGGGCUCAGGGGCCUGCUGGGGGCUGUGGCGGGAAGGGGGGCACAUCUGGUUUCCUCUGGUUGGUCUCAGUUGGAAACGGAGCAAAAAUGAGGGGAGCUGGCAGUUACCGCCCACUCCCGGGGAUGGACUGGCUGCUGCAGGCACUGGGCAGGAGCUGAGGUUGUAUGGCUGGUCUGGCACCGUCUGGCUGGUCUGGCACCGUCUGCGUCCAGCCUCCCAGUCCUAGGACCCCACCCCUCCCAGUGACCCCACCCAGGCCAGGAGAACAAGUCCCAAAGAGCUUUUCCCUAAAUGUGGGGUCUCCUGGUCCCGCGUUCCUCCUCAUGUCUGAGACCCUUUCCUGCUGCUGACGUCCAUCCACAAGGGGACAGCUUGCCGUCACACCUGGAAAGGGGUCUGCACAGGGCUGUCCCCACAGCAGAGACCCAUCCAGCCCCGAUGUCAACAGAGAAACACCAGCCACAGGCUGGAGCCCGUCCCACCUAUGGUUUCACUCUCCUCCUUGAAUCCCUUCCACUCGGCGCUCGGUCCUGCCACGUGGAGUCGUGUCCUCAGCCCCAGGGCGAGCUGACCCAACCUCUCGACUCGGCCGCUGGGACUCGGACAGCAGGGGCACCACCGUGUGCACAGCAGCCAGCGGGGGAGCCCGUCCUGUGUGGACGGCUGGGCUUCUGCAUCGAGGACGGCUGCCUCCCAACAAGUGUGGGCGCCUGCACGGUCCGCACCCCCGCCCCCGGGACAGGUCCCUCCUCUCAGGCGUCUCCUGACUCUGCCUUCACGUUUCCCGGCUGUUCUUCCCGACAGUUUCUGCGGGUCUUCCUGUCCGCGUUCUCUCCUCAGCGGUGUCCACGAGGAUGUUGAAUCCAUGGAGCAUUUUGUCUUUAAGCUCUUCUUGAUAAACUCAUUUUGUAUCUU